Cynocephalus volans (Philippine flying lemur) is the source of this 1106-nucleotide messenger RNA. RefSeq names its product myoglobin (gene MB). The coding region runs from base 89 to 553 and encodes 154 amino acids. NCBI's taxonomy places the organism in Eukaryota, Metazoa, Chordata, Mammalia, Dermoptera, Cynocephalidae. Gene Ontology annotation, molecular function: oxygen binding; heme binding. The transcript is spliced from 3 exons. Gene Ontology annotation, biological process: oxygen transport. Gene Ontology annotation, cellular component: extracellular exosome. The record is from RefSeq and is a predicted model, not a curated record.
GGGCCGGGCAACCUCAAACCCGAGCCAUCGGGGCCAGGACACCCAGUCAGCCCGCACUUAACUCUUGCUGUCUUCUGCAGCCUGCACCAUGGGGCUCAGCGACGGGGAAUGGCAGUUGGUGCUGAACGUCUGGAAAAAGGUGGAGGCUGACAUCCCAGGCCACGGGCAGGAAGUCCUCAUCAGGCUCUUUAAGAAUCACCCUGAGACUCUGGAGAAGUUUGACAAGUUCAAGCACUUGAAGUCAGAGGACGAGAUGAGGGCCUCCGAGGACGUGAAGAAGCAUGGCAACACCGUGCUCACUGCCCUGGGGGGCAUCCUCAAAAAGAAGGGGCAUCAUGAGGCAGAGAUCAAGCCCCUGGCCCAGUCACAUGCCACCAAGCACAAGGUCCCUGUCAAGUACCUGGAGUUCAUCUCGGGAGCCAUCAUCGACGUUCUGAAGAGCAAGCAUCCGGGGGACUUCGGCCCCGAUGCCCAGGGAGCCAUGGGCAAGGCCCUGGAGAUGUUCCGGAAUGACAUUGCUGCCAAGUACAAGGAGCUGGGGUUCCAGGGCUAAGCCCCUGCCACCCCACCCUCACCCAGCUGGGUCCCUGGACCCAGUGGAGGGUGGGGACCAAAUCCCAUGUAGUCCUGUAGAGUUUGUUUUUGAGGGUCUGCUUUGUCUAUGAGAGGUGGGCAGGAAAGGCGGAGGGGCAGGGAGUGGGGUGCUCAAGUUGGCUUCACACCUAGUGAUGGGGUCCCCAUGCAAUGACAACCCCCUCUGAACUGGGAGACGCAUGGCCCUUUGCUCACUGUGGCCUGCAGAGUUUGGAUCCCACUUAAUUUCCCUCUCCCCUAUAUCCCGACCCAAUUCCCUCCAACCUCCAAACUGACCUAUACCUUCACCCUCACCUUUAACCCCAAACCCAAACCAUCAACUAGGCCUGGCCAUAAUAAUUAUCUAAUCCAUCACUAUCCCUUGAGGUCACCAUAUGUCCCUUUGCAAUGAAGAGGAGGUCUGGGGAGGGUGGGUCAGCCACGUCAUGCCUGAGCGAAGCAGUCAGGUGUGUGCAGCACGCAAGUACGGUGGGGGGGCAGCUCACCUGUUGCUAAUAAAAGGCCCUGUGGUA